Messenger RNA from Eptesicus fuscus (big brown bat), 711 nucleotides. Its product is annotated as zinc finger protein 28 homolog. Bases 4 to 711 code for a protein of 235 amino acids. Lineage: Eukaryota; Metazoa; Chordata; Mammalia; Chiroptera; Vespertilionidae. Gene Ontology annotation, biological process: regulation of DNA-templated transcription. The transcript has 6 exons. The record is from RefSeq and is a predicted model, not a curated record.
GUCAUGCGGGGCGCAGCGAGGACGGCCGGGAGCGGGGGGUCCCGCGGGCUGGGGUGUCCGGCCCGGGGCGGCGGCCCCCGCACAAAGCCCGGGCUGGGCCGAGGCCAGACGGCGGCGACCCCGGCCCCUCUGGGCCGCCGAGGCCCGGGAAGGCCGCGCUCCGGGAACGGCCUCGCCUCCCCGGGCCAGCGACGACCGGCGACCCCGGGGCCUGAGGACAGAGCUCUGCCUUGCAGGGACCCCGCCCUUCUCCAGCCGCGGAGGCUCACGCAGGAGGCUGUAGGGACAGGAAAUGACCUCCAAGUCAUGUCCCAGGGCGCUGUGACGUUUGGGGACGUGGCCGUGGCUUUCUCCCUGGAGGAGUGGGCUCGGCUGAGCUGCGCCCAGAAGGCCCUGUACCGAGACGUGAUGCUGGAGAACUACCGGAACCUGGUGUCGCUGGGGCUUUGCCGCUCUAAGCCCGACGUGAUCUCCUCCUUGGAGCGGAGGGAAGCGCCCGGCGUGGCCAAGAACAGGCCGAUAGGAGGCCGGUGCCCAGGCGGGAAGGCCCUGCCAGAGGCCCCGGAGGUGCCCGCGGAGGAGGGGCCGAGUGAGGGUCAGCUGUCCAGGGCCGCGCCGCUGCACAGAGGGGCCGCCUGCCGCCUGCAGGGCUCCGUGCGGAGGCAGCGCCGGGAGGACGAGGCUCUGCUCCGGAGGCAGCCCGGAGCGUAG